AUGAGCUUCAGCUGGACAUUGGCGGAGGUUCUGGCAGGGGCAUCCACCAUGCGUCUCCCGGUCUUUGAUUCCUUUUCCUGGUACUUCAUUGCCUUGUAUGGCUGUCUUCUCUGGAACUCGCCAUUAAGGUUCGUGAAGGAUGCGUACAAGCGAGUUGGCAUGAAAGAUCAAGCACUGGCCGCGCUGACACACAUCCUAAUUCGCUGUACGGAUUACCGCUACGAUGUGCUGGAGGUCUUCAGCGUGGGUGAGGUUUUCCUUGCGCAGCUCGGCAGAAGACCACAACACGAGCAAUCCAACAGCAGCGACGCAACGCAAUCGCAGAACGUGCGGCCGAGUUUCCUUGGCGAGCUUCUGAAUGGUCUUAACUUGGGAGCCUUCACGAUCUAUGUGGAGACCUUCCUAGCGGACUACGAUCUCCUAACCAAGGACCAACAGGUCCUGCACAUGGAGGUCGUGGAGCUGCAAAGCCAGACAUCCAACAGCUUCACCAUCUAUCUUCUGGUGGUCACGAACUUCAAGGUUUUCCUUCUGGAGCCAAGCCGUGAGAAGCCGGCCUAUGCUGCGGAGCUUGGCGAGCGCUGGGAUCCGAACUGGGAGACACUGUUCCCGCGGCAGCCCCUGGUCGUUUGGGAACGUGAGUACUCAAGCUUGGUGCGGAUCUGGCGCUGCUAUGGGUCGCAGAUUCUGGCGCUGGAGUGGCAAGGGAAGGGCAAGCGCCUGUACGAAACUGAUUCUCCUCGGAGCGCGAACGAGAUCCAGUACGAGGUCUACCUCUUCCACUUAGCAGACCGACGGGAUAUCAUGGCAGAUUGCCUCCGCGCUUAUGCAGCUUCGAAGGACGAGAAGGGCGAGGGCCCCCCAGUGCUAACCGAUCCAAGCUUCCGCAACCUGGUGAUCGCACAGACAAAGGAGGAGCAAGUCCUUGCGGCCACCGUCACCACCCUGGGCCCAGCACCGCGGGUUGGACUCUUUGCUGCUGAGCAAAAAGCUGAUCACCGCCCCCGGCUCUUCGUGCUGCUCGGUCUACCUAUGUCAGGAGUUUUCAUAUCACAUGUGAAUGACGUAUGCAACAAGCUGCCAGAGAUUCGGAGCCUGGAGUCGUUGCAGAAGCCAUUCUCCACACGGGAAGUCUGUGACACCUUGCAGCCCUACUUUCCUGCUUGGAGGUCCGCUCCUCAGCUGGCCACCGUGGUGCUUCGGCAGUUGGCGAGAAAGCAGGUGGCCGUGGCCUUGGCUGUGCUGCAGAGCAUGGCUUUGGAGCAAGUGGAAACAAACUCGAUCCAUUGGAAUGCCGUCAUUUUCGAAGUUACUAAAUCAAAAGAGUGGGAGCGCGGCUAUGGCCUGGUGAAGGAAAUGUGUGCUUCACGACUGAAUUGCGAAACCAGCAGUUACAAUUCCGUGCUCAGUGCGGCUGCACACGCAGAGCAGUGGUCCAUCGCCAUGUUCAUCUUAGACCAGCGCUUUGAGGUUCAGGUGUUGGCUGAUGCCAUCAGCUUUAAUGCGGUGGCGGAUUCCAUCGCAAAGGUGGGUACCUGGGGACAAGUGCUCGCCAUGCUUUCAGUAAUGCGCUUGCUGCAGGUACUGCCUGACUCGGUCACAUACAGUGCAGGUAUAUCUGCAAGCAGGUCACAGAAGCAGUGGCCUCUAAUGACUCACUUGCUGCAGGAGAUGAGUUUCUGCAAGGUUGAGGCUGAUAUGGCGAACAUUGGAUCGGCUGUUAGCACGUAUGGAGAAGCCUUCGAGUGGAGAUCAGCUGCACAGCUCCUCGGGCGUGCAGGUCUCGACAGCUUGCGGGUGAAUACAGUCAGCAUCAAUGCUGCCAUCUCCUCGAUCCGCUCAGGCGAGUGGCGGAAAGCUGCCUCCUACCUGGACAGCAUGCAGAGUUCCAAGAUGGAUACUGACGCUGUCAGCAUGUCUGCGGCAGUUGGCGCUUGCGGGAAGAGCUCUCUUUGGCAAGUGGCAGUGGCGCAUCUCGUCAAUUCCUCGCGGCGCAAGCAUCACUUGAAUGCCUUUGUUGGCAACGCCGUGCUGUCGGCUUGUUCUUCUGCUACUCAAUGGCAGAUAGGCUUGCAAAUCCUGUUGUUGCUGCCUAAGUUUCACAUAGCAGCAGAUGCAGUGACACUCAACACUUCUUUGUCCAUGCUUCAUCAAACCAACUCCUGGCAAUCAGUGGUGGGAAUUCUGGCUCUAAUGGUGGAUGUGCACCUGCAGCCAACAAUCUCACACCUCAACAUGGUGAUGAGCUGUUUGGCGAAAGCGCAGCACUGGGUGCAGGCUGAGCACUUGCUCGGGCAGAUGCAGGAGACCAGCAUCGAAGUGAGCAUUCUCACAUACUCCAGUAUGAUCGAGGCUAGCGGCAGUGACUGGGUGCGGGCACUGAAGAGCUUCUACGAGAUGUUGCAACUCAACCUUGAGGUGGAUGCCUCCAUCUGCCUUGCGUUACUGUCGAGCAGCGCAGUUCGCAGCUGGCAACUAGGGGUUUGCUUGCUGGGACACCUCCGACAGCCGCAGGAUGUGACUGCCCACAAUGUAGCUGUGGGCGUGCUUGGGAGAGCCGACCACUGGCAACUUGGAACUCAGUGUGUUCAACAAUUGAGAUUCUUCGGACUUCGGGCCAACAUCAUCACUCGAACCUCUCUUCUGGGCAUGGUGCAGCCCGCCCGAUGGCCUGCAGCGCAAGACCUGUUGCUCUCGCUGCGCCCAAGCUCUCUUCCCCCGAACGAAUUCAGCCGCAGCGCUGCCAUCACGUCCUUGGGCCCGGGACGUCAGUGGCGCUCCGUUGCCGCCCUCUUCAGCCAGAUGGCUAGGGACAGUCUGGAGAUCAAUCAG
Messenger RNA from Symbiodinium pilosum, 2832 nucleotides. The record is from the annotation of a GenBank genome assembly. Lineage: Eukaryota; Dinophyceae; Suessiales; Symbiodiniaceae.